Molecule: messenger RNA, 720 nt
Organism: Fomitiporia mediterranea MF3/22
Lineage: Eukaryota; Fungi; Basidiomycota; Agaricomycetes; Hymenochaetales; Hymenochaetaceae
Product: glycoside hydrolase family 23 protein
Exons: 5
Coding region: 1-720 (239 amino acids)
Source: RefSeq, a predicted model, not a curated record
AUGUCCAAUCAAAUUGCGGUGACAUCGGCGCAACAAGUGCGGCAUUACACUUUUGUCGUCAAAAAUAGCACCCUUGCUGAUCACGGGUUUUCAUUUUUAGAGGAUGUCACCGCGACUACCGGUCCUAACGGCAAGAUUGACUGGCUAAACUGUGGGCUGACGGAUGGCGGCUGGCACCCUCCAUACGUCUCAGUCAAUGACCUUGUCACGAAAGACCUUUCGGAAGCCGUCAGCGAAGACAACAGUCCGUUCAAGGCUUGUUCUGAGUACAUCGACCUCUUCAACAAGUACGGCUGGGCAAAUAAUAUUCCACCAAUCAUGCUCGCAUCAUUUGCCAUGCAGGAGAGUUCUUGCAAGCCCUGGACAGUCGGCGGAGCGGGUGAACAAGGUCUGAUGCAGCUCACUAAGGAUAAGUGCGGUGAUGCCCCAGGUGGUGACUGCAAGAACCCUGACUUCAACAUCCGCAAGGGAGCAGAAUACUUUGCACAAUCUUUACAGGACAACGGUGGGAGUGUUCUCCUUACUAUCGGCAGAUACAACGGUUGGUAUGAGGGCAUGACUUACGGCGAUGCAACUUCUGCAAUGUACACCAGCUGCUGCAGAUGCCAGAAGAACUGCGAUUAUCUACACCAAUUCGUCAACGGCUGGCUUCAGAAUGUCGACGCGUACACAGUCAACCCUCCCUUGGGACAGUUCUUCAACCUGAACAAGUGCAAUUAA